Molecule: messenger RNA, 1603 nt
Organism: Polypterus senegalus (gray bichir)
Lineage: Eukaryota; Metazoa; Chordata; Cladistia; Polypteriformes; Polypteridae
Gene: glipr1a
Product: GLI pathogenesis-related 1a
Exons: 6
Coding region: 49-873 (274 amino acids)
Cellular component (GO): extracellular region
Source: RefSeq, a predicted model, not a curated record
AGCUGUGACAGGAGCGGUUGCUUUUCAUUUUGCUCCUGGCUGCUGCAGAUGGAGCCUUUGGGUAUGCCUCAGCCCGCAGGAUAUCUGCUUGUUUUUGUACUCACAUGGAGUUUACCUGCAGUUCAUCCACUUCCAGAUAUUAAUGAUCAGAGUUUCAUUGAUGAAUAUAUCAAGGCUCACAAUUACUACCGCUCACAAGUGAAACCUGUAGCAAGUGAUAUGAAGCGCAUGUCGUGGGAUGAAGCCCUGGCCAAAACAGCAAGAGCUUGGGCCCGGAAAUGCAACUUUAACCACAACAAUUACCUGGAAGAAAAAGGCAAAGUCCAUCCUGUUUUUUCACCAGUUGGUGAGAACAUUUGGGUUGGACGUCCACCACAAUCCUUCAAUGCGAGCAAAGCAAUACAAAGCUUUUACAGUGAAGUGACAGCCUAUUCAUAUCAGGCUAACAGUUGCACGUCUGUCUGCGGACAUUACACUCAGCUUGUUUGGGCCAAGAGUUACAAAGUUGGCUGUGCUGUUGUGGUCUGUGAAAAAGGAAUAAUUGAUUACAAUACAGCUCCAGGGGCUAUCUUUGUUUGUGAUUAUGCAGAGGCGGGAAACUACAGGGGAGUUAAGCCUUAUAAAACUGGUGAGCCAUGUACAGGCUGCGACAGUCAAGACUCCUGUUCAGAUCACUUAUGCUCAAAUUCAAAGAGAGAUCAACAAAGCAAAUAUCCACAUUGGACUCCAGAUUGGGACGAUUCUUCCUCAUCUGCUAAUACUAUUAUCAGCUAUCAGGCUGUCUUGAUUACAAGAUUGCUUUCGCUUAUACCUAUUUUGGCAAUGGGGUAUGCAGCCACCUUUCUUUGGCCUCAGAUUUUUGCUUAUGAAUAGAGGGGCUGUGGAAGUGUCCAGUGAUACUGUGCUCUCUGAGGGUUGCUGUACAAAAUGAAAAUUAUUUUAGUUCAUUACAUUAUAUGAUAUUGUUCACUAUGUUUCUUUUAAAAGACUGGUUUUGCCAUGCUCUUUUAUUUUGUAUCUCCGGGGUACUGAAGCAGAUAUUGUUAAGGCCCUUCCUGACGCCAACCUCCUUAAGUCCCUUUUAACAACACACAAGAUAAAAAAAGGAAGUGCAGGAAAGGAGCUGUGCUGUAAGAUGGCUUGCUGCAUUGUGCACUGGGGAGCUAUGCUCCAAUAUAAAGGAUGGAUUUAGAUCUAGAUAGAACUUUAUUUGUCCCCAGGAGGCCAUUUGGCUUUUACAGAAGCACUUUAAAUAAAUAUAAUUUGUAAAUAGAUACUGAUACUGAUACUGAUAAUGAUUGUAUUGUCAUUGUACAGGUACAACCAAAUGUAGUUAUCACAUAAAUAAAUAAAUACACAGUUUGGUCUGAAUACACACCAGGAUGAUUAUAAAGCAAGAAAAUCAUGCAGAAAGAAAAGUUCUGAAUUGGCUAUCCGAAUCUCAGCAAGGCAUUAUACAGACAUAUUGCUGUUGGCAUAAAGGAGUCCCUGUUGAGUUUCUUGACACCUUAUGCUGAAUAAUUCGUUGUCUGAAAGUCCUCAGUGUAGCGGAUGUUCAGCAUUGUCCAUAAUUGCACUUACAGGUGCUGGUCAUAAAAUUAGA